AUGGCCUCCGAUGAGUUCAAGUUUGACAUUGAAGUGAAGACUAGCAACACACCACUAACAAGGCGCAGCAUGUUGUCAGAGUUGAAUAGCAUAUAUGACCCACUUGGGUUUGUGGCCCCAGUCACUAUUCAGGGGAAGAUACUCAUGAGGGAAAUUACUAAAGGCUAUAACUGGGAUGAACCGAUUGAACAAGAUCUGGAGAAAAAAUGGAAAGUCUUCAAGGAAACAGUCAGAACACUUAAAGACUUCAAGGUCCCACGCAUGAUAGUACCUUUGUCACUCAGCACGGCAGGGAAUGCGGAGCUACAUGUUUUCUCAGACGCAUCGGAGAAGGCUGUCAGUGCCGUAGCUUACCUCAAGGUCUGUCGAGAGGAGAUACAGUACACUGGAUUUGUUAUGGGGAAGACUAAACUAGCCCCCUCCCAUGGUCAUUCCAUACCUCGAUUGGAACUGUGCGGGGCCUUAUUAGCAACAGAACUUGCCCAAAUUGUCAUUGACAACUUAGAUGUUGACCUUGAUACUGUCCAAUACUACACAGACAGCAAAGUUGUGUUGGGCUACAUUAAUAACAAAACCAGGAGGUUCUACAAUUACGUGAGCAACAGGGUAGAACGUAUACUGAGGCAUUCGAGUCCCAGUCAAUGGAACUACAUUUCCACCAAAGACAAUCCAGCAGAUUGUGGCACCAGGGGUGUUUCUUCAUCUAAUGAACUAGAUAAGUGGCUCCAGACACCAGAGAAUCUACGAAAACACUCUCAGAACUUAGCAGCUACGGAACACUUUCCGCUUAUAUGUCCUGAAGAUGACAAGGAACUCAGGGUUGAGACCAGGAAAACGGGAAUCAAGGAGGAAUUCCUUGACAAUCUCCUCCAAGGUUUUUCUUACUGGCGGCGACUUGUGAACGUAAUCGUACGCAUCAAGGGAUACAUCAGAAAAUUCAAAAGUCGGUACAAGAACACGCAUUCAUUGGAGACAAACGGACGUGAGGAUCGCAAUGCAGCUGAACAUCUCCUUCUCCGUAUGCACCAGAACGAUCAAUUCCCAAUGGAAAUAGAGUCCUUGAAGGAGAGUAAACCCAUAGCUUCUGCAUCAACCAUCAUUAGGCUCGCGCCGUUCCUCGACUCUGAUGGAAUCAUGCGGGUUGGAGGUCGCUUAGGUCAAAGUUGUCUCCCACUGGAGGAAGCCCACCCAAUCAUAGUGUCCAAAAGUCAUCUAUUGCAAAACUGCUAG
Molecule: messenger RNA, 1230 nt
Organism: Pecten maximus
Lineage: Eukaryota; Metazoa; Mollusca; Bivalvia; Pectinida; Pectinidae
Exons: 1
Coding region: 1-1230 (409 amino acids)
Source: RefSeq, a predicted model, not a curated record